AUGACUGAAGGGCACAGUGCCCCUCCAGCCGAUGCACCGGCGCCCGCUGCGGCUGCCGACAGCGCUGCCGCGCCUGUUCCAGCCGACGUUCGCUCGCAUGCUGUUCAUCAUGAUACGACCCCAGCCCAUGAGAAGGAGCAGGCCUCCGUGGGUCGUAUCACCCCGCGACCGACGUUUUUGGAACAUCUAGCUACUUCGCGAGACUCGCAGUUCCAUCUCGAUCGCCGAGAUUCAAGCGAGUUGGAGCGCUACUUCCAUGGCCCCCGUAAUAUGGACAAGCACUCCAAGUGGCCCAUCAUGAUGCGGAUGCACGGCAGCGUUAUGCCAAAGAUGAUCCUCCCGCUUCUGACUGUGGCUGCUUGGUCAACUGCUGUCACUGUCUUUUCAAAGAAGGUCCAUGACCUUGGUAUCAACAACAUCCUUCUCACCGUGCUGGGUUUCGUGGUGGGUUUGGCAUUGUCUUUCCGCAGCUCGACUGCGUAUGAAAGAUGGGCCGACGGACGAAAAUAUUGGGCUCAGCUCGUUCAGACAUCUCGCAACCUGUCACGUAUCAUCUGGAUUAACACCGGCGAGCGAGAGGGAGACGAAGGAAAGGAAGAUAUCCUGAGAAAACUCUCCGCGAUGAACCUCAUUCUCGCUUUCGCUGUCGCCCUCAAGCACAAGCUCCGCUUCGAGCCGGAUAUUGCUUAUGAAGACUUGGCUGGUUUGGCCGGACACUUGGACACUUUUGCUCGUGACGCUCACGACCGCAUGGUUGUGAACCCCCCUUCCAAGACCCUUUGGAAGUCGGCAGGCGAGUAUCUCGGUGUAUCCUUUGCCGAAUCCAAUCCUCGCAAAUAUAUCAAGCGAUCCAAGAAGCCACUUGGACAUCUGCCACUGGAGAUUCUCAACCAUAUUUCCGCAUACAUCGAUUCUUGUGUUGCAAACGGCACUAUGGUGUCGACCCUGCACCAAGGACAAGCCAUCACCAUGGUUGGUACAUUGAAUGAGGUUCUGACAGGCAUGGAACGUGUUUUGGAUACACCUUUACCCACUGCAUACAGUAUUGCCAUUGCUCAGAUCUCAUGGAUCUACAUCUUGGUUCUACCAUUCCAACUAUUCAAUGCCUUAUCCUGGAUUACCAUCCCCGCCUCAAUCGUGGCCGCGUAUAUCAUUCUCGGCCUGGCCACAAUUGGCAGUGAGAUCGAAAAUCCUUUCGGUCACGAUGUGAACGAUCUUCCUCUCGACAGUUACUGUCGUCAAAUCGCAGUAGAAAUCGACAUCAUGACUGCCACCCCUCGGCCAAAUGUCGAUGACUUCAUGGCACGCGAGGACAACUUCGUUCUCUUCCCACUCAGUCAGUCAGGAUACCCUGAGUGGAAGGAGCGAAGCCUUGAGGAUAUCCGAGGAGCACUGAGAACCAAGGUGGUCGUUGGUCCAUCGACCGCCGGUUCGGACAGUUCCACUCUCGUGGAGAAUGUCUCGACUAAAAACAGUGGCCAUUCAGUUUAG
Messenger RNA from Penicillium salamii, 1491 nucleotides. The record is from the annotation of a GenBank genome assembly. Lineage: Eukaryota; Fungi; Ascomycota; Eurotiomycetes; Eurotiales; Aspergillaceae.